Molecule: messenger RNA, 2907 nt
Organism: Nematostella vectensis (starlet sea anemone)
Lineage: Eukaryota; Metazoa; Cnidaria; Anthozoa; Actiniaria; Edwardsiidae
Product: paraplegin
Exons: 21
Coding region: 155-2545 (796 amino acids)
Biological process (GO): mitochondrial protein processing; protein-containing complex assembly
Cellular component (GO): membrane; m-AAA complex
Molecular function (GO): ATP hydrolysis activity; zinc ion binding; metalloendopeptidase activity
Source: RefSeq, a predicted model, not a curated record
UUUUUCUAGUCCCAGUACUACUCCUGUCCAUUCCAAAAUGGCGGAAAAACAUUUGAAAACAAUCGUCAUAUAGUUGGUUAACAAAUUCUAUAGAAAUUCGUGAAUUUGUCCGACCUAGGGUGCUCUAACAGAUGGGGAAUUUUAUAAUGAAUGCAUGAUGGAUCGUUUGUUGCAAAGAAAUUUUCGGGGAAUUGCGCAGAAACCAUGGAUGCUGUCGAUACGUAAUUCUUUUCAAACAUUUCAUCGACAACAUAUCCCUCCAUUAUCAAAUGCUACUGUGUCAAGGAGUUGUCUCAGAAGGACUCCUAGAAAAGUAAACUCUAGCUUGCUCGACCUGCCAGGCGCGAGGUUCUUUGGUACUGCCAUCAUCCGAGAUGGAGCGAAGAAAGCCCAGUCUGGAAGUUUCCAUGCACCAUCAAGUCAAGCUCUUUUUUCUUUGUAUCUCCUGCUGAGGAAUAAGAGCUACAGCAUUCCAGGACUGGGUCGUUACUUUUCUACUAGUUCAAAAAGAUUCCAAGAUGGUGGUGAUGGCAAGAAACCAGAUCAAUCCUCUCCAAACCCUGAAGAUGCAGGACCACAGGGGAGCAUGGCUCAGAUCCUCCCAUGGAUCAUUCUAGCUGUGUUUUACUUCCUGACUGCUGGUACCGACCCCACACCGGAAACCACAUGGACAGUAUUCUAUAGGGAAAUGCUCUCUGCAGGGGAGGUUGAGCAUCUUGAAGUCCCUGCAUCACAGGACAAAGUGUAUGUCUACCUGCACAGAGGAGCUUUAGUCGCUGGCAAAGAAGUCUACUCGUAUGGACCACAUUACGUGUUUAGCAUUGCGAGCCUUGACAGCUUUGAAAAGAAGAUACAUCAUGCCCAGUCAGAGCUGAGGAUUUCUCCUCAGGAGUUUGUUCCCAUAAAGUACCGCACCCAAAAUGAGCUCUUUUCUACGCUAGUGGCUGCAGCAACUUCUCUUGCCAUUAUCGGAGUGGUGUGGUACCUGUUAGCAGGGCGCCGUGUCCCAGGCGGUGGGCGCAAGGGCGGCAUUUUGGGCAGUAACCCUUUUUCAGGAUAUAUCAAAGCAAAGGCCACAGUUGUGAUGCCAGGAUCUAACCAAGGAGGAAUCACGUUCAAAGAUGUAGCAGGAAUGCAGGAGGCUAAGAUGGAGGUUAUGGAGUUUGUUGAUUACCUCAAGUCUGCUGGUCGAUACACCCAACUUGGGGCCAAGAUACCUAAGGGUGCAUUGCUGGUAGGUCCUCCUGGGACGGGUAAAACCUUACUUGCAAAAGCUGUAGCAACUGAGGCAGAUGUCCCCUUCCUGUCAAUGGCUGGCUCAGACUUUGUGGAGAUGUUUGCGGGUGUCGGCUCUGCGCGUGUGCGCGAUCUGUUCACACGGGCAAGAAAGCUGGCCCCCUGCAUUGUCUACAUUGAUGAAGUUGAUGCCAUCGGCCGGUCAAGAAAGUCCAGUCGAUCUAUGGGAGGCCACAAUGAACAAGAGAAUACUCUCAACCAACUGCUGGUAGAAAUGGAUGGUAUGAAUACCCUUGAUGGAGUAAUCAUGCUUGCAUCUACAAACAGAGCCGAUAUCCUGGACAAUGCAUUGCUAAGGCCUGGCCGGUUUGAUCGGCAUAUUGCCAUUGACUUGCCAACCUUGCCUGAAAGAAUGGAGAUCUUUGAAGUCCACCUGAAGAAGCUCACAUUGAAGAGAUCAAUAGAUCAGUACACCAAGAGACUGGCAGAACUCACACCUGGACACAGUGGUGCGGACAUUGCCAACAUCUGUAAUGAGGCCGCUCUGCACGCGGCAAGGCUGAACAAAAAGAAUGUUGACACAAAGAACUUUGAGUAUGCCGUAGAGCGUGUCAUUGCAGGUAUGGAGAAAAGGACGCACACAAUGUCACCUGACGAGCGCAGGAUUGUGGCAUACCAUGAGGCGGGGCAUGCGCUAGUCGGCUGGAUGCUAGAACACACUGAACCACUUCUCAAGGUGUCUAUCGUCCCUCGCACUAAUGCAAGUCUUGGCUAUGCACAGUAUCUCCCAUCUGACCAGAAACUCUACACAACUGAACAAUUAUUUGACCGGAUGUGUAUGGCACUUGGGGGCCGCGCUGCGGAGGGAAAGAUUUUCCGGCGCAUAACUACAGGAGCCGAGGACGACUUGCGCAAAGUGACCGACAUGGCGUACAGACAGAUCAUAACGUAUGGGAUGAACGAUCGAGUCGGGAAUAUUUCUUUCCCGGUCAAGAAAUCUCAAGAGUUCGGCAAAAAACCGUACAGUGAUCACCUCUCUCACCUCAUAGACGAGGUAACAAAUUCCUCAAAUACGCGCCUCUCCCGAGAAGUGCGACUUCUCAUCUCACGAGCUUUCGACGCAACGGACAAUAUCUUGACGAAACAUAGUGAUAAACUCAAAGUGCUUGCGGAAGAGCUAAUCAAAAAGGAGGUCCUCAACUAUGACGACAUCAGCUCGCUGAUUGGUCCAUGCCCUUAUGGCGACAAGCGCGCCCGCAUUGACAAGUGGGAUACCACAGCGACCCCACCCGAAGCUGUUACAAACUAAUGCCAAACUAUGUUCAAACCUUGCCAGGACGACGCGUUGAGUCUGUGUGCGAGUAGCCUAAGUCGCAAAACAUCCCCAUGUGGUUUUAAAUGUAAAAACGGGAAUGGAAACCGAGGAAUGGACGUCGUCUCCCCAUGUAGACCUUAAUUAGCUUAGUUAACAUGUUCUUUUUGGGCUUGUUUUUUGGACAACAGUCCAACCGACAGUCCAAGCAAAAAAAGGCCUUAUUUUGGAUAACUUUUGCUCUAUAGGACAUUGGAAAAUAUAGAGUAAAAAAUUGUUGUCAUAAAUAGGAUAAGAAAAAUGUCAGAUGUAAAGGGAAAAAAACCCAGAGAUAAUACAGAAAUGAGUCUUCCAUUGAA